AUGUCAGAAUCAACAGAACUGUUAUUUUCAUCACUAAACAUUAAUGGUCAGAAUUUAUCUUUGAAUGAUCCUGAUAUUGGAACUCCACCAUCUUUCAAUGACGACGGUAGUGAUAAUUAUUCUGCAACAAAUGAUCAAGUAAAUGAUUCAGCAAACGUCAAAUCCAAUAAUAUAGAACUGGUUUAUACUAAAAUCUUUCAUGCUUGUCAACUUGGAGAUUUUGAAGUUGUUGAUUCAUUAUUAAGUACACCAGAUUUAAAUAUAAACGAAUUGGAUGAAUAUAAUAAUUCUUUACUAUAUACUGCAUCAUUAAGAGGUUAUUAUAAUAUAGUUGAAUUAUUAUUGAAAAGAGGAGCAGUAUGUGAUAGAGAUACUUUUCAAGGUGCAAGAUGUAUUUAUGGAGCUUUAACUGAUGAAAUCAGGGAUUUAUUAAUUAGUUAUGAUGUUUCAAAAGCUGUGGACAUUAAUCAACCUUUUGCUGGACAUAUUUCAUUAUUCUUGGCUAAUCCUUCAAAUAAAGAUAUUUAUUUUAAGUUUAAUCAAAAAGGUUUAAGUCCUGAGUUAUCUGGAUUUGCAUUGCAUAGAUUUUUAUUAGCUUCGAGAAGUCCUUAUUUUAUGAAGAAGUUUACUAGUGAUUGGCAAAAUUUAUCGGUAGUGAACAUGCCACAAGAAGUUGAUCCUUUAGCAUUUAAGGUUAUAAUCGAUUAUAUAUAUUUAAGAACUGACUCAAUGGCUAUAACAAACACUAAAAUUCAUUCAAAAGUGCUAGAUUUGGCAAAAAAGUAUGAAUUGUAUGAUUUAGUGGAGGGCAUUAUUGAGAUUUCAGGUGUUGAUGAUGAGAAACAACAAUACAAAAUCAAACAUGCAUUGGCUUUGAAAUUUGUUGAGAAAGCUAGGAAAGAUCUUCUGGUACUUUUGAAGAAUGAAAUCAUACUAGGAAGUUUUAAAUCAGAUUUGGACUUGGAGGAUGAUGUUGACUUGGAGGAUAUUGAUUGUCAAGAAUUUAUAGAUGAGAAUACGAAAUCACAAAUACUAAAUUCGAAUUCAAUACCCGACGUUAUACUAGCAAAUGUCGACUCAAAUUCGGACACCAUCACAUAUUAUCCUGCUAAUAAAUCAAUAAUUGCAAGAUCAGAAUAUUUUGACACUAUGUUUAAAUCAGAUAUAUUCAGAUACGCGGAAGAAGACAUUCCAAGUUAUAAAGAAGGUCAAAUUUCAGUAGUGAACAGACCUCAAUUAGAAGAAAUACAUUUACCAGUAAUAAGAUUAUCAUGGAGUACAUCUAAUGAAAAAGUAGGCACAAUGGUGCUAUCUUAUUUAUAUCAUGACGAAGUUGAUAAAAUACCACUACAAAACACAGUUGAGUUAUUAUUUGCAGCUGAUGAGUUAUUUCUAGAAAGAUUGAAAACAAUAGCUGCUGUGAAGAUUAGUUCUCAAUAUUCGACUUUCUCCACUAAAGAAUACUCACAACUCAAACAAGAUCUUAAUCAUGAUGCAUAUGAUUUAAUAAGAAUCGCAUGGCAGACAAGAUGUGAUAAAUUAGAACAACAUAUAACGAAAAUGAUUGCAUAUAAUUUACAAAAUAUUUAUGAAUCAGAGACAGAAAGUGCAAAGUUAAGGACAUUAAUUAAUGAAUCAGCAUUAAGAAUUAAAGAAAGACAAAUUACAGAUACUAUUGAAUUAGUUGAUGAUAUAAGAUAUUAUUUAUCUAAAAAAUAUGCAUUGGGAGAUGAUCAUGAAAGUUUUGAUCCUGCUAUUGGACUUUCUGAUAAACGAGAAAAUAUCAAAUUAUAUCAAAUGGCUUUGCUUGAAUAUAAUAGAGAUAUUGAAGUUAUAGAUCAAUAUCUUGAAGCUUUGAAUCUUGAUGCAUAG
This is a messenger RNA of Lodderomyces jiufengensis, 1872 nucleotides long. RefSeq lists its product as uncharacterized. The record is from RefSeq and is a predicted model, not a curated record. Bases 1 to 1872 code for a protein of 623 amino acids. The transcript has a single exon. NCBI's taxonomy places the organism in Eukaryota, Fungi, Ascomycota, Pichiomycetes, Serinales, Debaryomycetaceae. Gene Ontology annotation, cellular component: ubiquitin ligase complex; cytoplasm. Gene Ontology annotation, molecular function: protein binding.